ACGAUAAAGAAAAGCAAUAAGUUUAUUGAUCAAAAUGAUUACGCUGUUCGUGCUUCAUUCCAGGUGCCCAUCCGACACAUACAAAGAAAAGAAUUCACCUUUUUAAUAAUCAUAAAAUAAAUACUUCUGGAGACUUUCCCCUUGUAAGUGACACUGGCUAACAUAAAUUGACGAAAAAUUAUAAAAAAAAAAAAAAAAAUGAGCAACUCUGGAGCUAUAGAAAGCUACACCACCCCAAUCUCCGGCGGCUGCGGCGACGGCGGUGGCACCACCAGCAGCGUCACCGAUAGUCCGAUUAGGGACGAAGCCGUUGAUUCAAGCCCUUUUCAAGAAGGUGAAAAAGUCCUCGCAUUUCAUGGCCCCUGCCUCUACGACGCCAAGGUGCAAAAGAUUGAAUCUUGUUCUAAGGGAUGGAAGUAUUAUGUUCAUUAUCCUGGAUGGAGCAAAAAGUGGGAUGUGUGGAAGGGUGUCACAGACUUGCUGAAACAUACUGAGGCGAAUAUUCAAAAGAAAAAGGAGCUAAUGGUAAAACAUUCUGGGGACAAGAAUACAAGGCUUGGACGUCCACUACAUGUUGAAACUAGAAGUUCUACCGGGGUGAGAGGCAGGAAGCGGAAACAUGAAACCAUAAAAAAGGAAGUAAGCUUUGUUCCAUCAGAAAAGCAUGUCAACCUCCAAAUUCCAUCUACUUUGAAGAAACAAUUGGUUGUUGACCAUGAGUGUAUAACCCAUCUCGGCCAGCUAGUCAAACUUCCGCGCUCUCCUAGUGCAUAUGAGAUACUGAACAAGUAUUUUGAUUACCAGGUGAAGAAAGAUGGCAUGAUAAUGGAGACUGUUAAAGAGAUUGUAGAUGGAUUGCGCUGCUACUUCGACAAAGCAUUACCUGCAAUGCUCCUCUACAAAGAAGAACGUCAGCAGUACAAAGAAGUGAUUUCUGAUAAUGUCUCUCCUUCGGGUGUAUAUGGAGCUGAACAUUUAUUAAGACUCUUUGUUAAACUGCCUGAGAUGCUCUCAUUUGUGCACAUUGAAAUGGAGACACUGUCAGAGCUGCAGCAAAGAUUGGUGGACUUCCUCAGGUUCCUCCAGAGCAAUCAACGCGAGUUCUUUUAUUCGAACUACGAGAAGGCGGAGGAGGGCCUUGCUGACGAUGUUAAGAAAGAAGAAAAUUGAAGAGAGUGUGGUAAAAGGUAAUAGUUGUUGUAAGGAAAGCACUUGGGAUCUAAAGAGACACAACUUGCCAUUUAAUAUACGACCUUAUUGUAUAGCUCGCUCUAGUUGCCUUAUUCUAAAUGAGUUGAUGUCUCUUGGCUAUCA
Messenger RNA from Salvia miltiorrhiza (redroot sage), 1314 nucleotides. Its product is annotated as protein MRG1-like. The record is from RefSeq and is a predicted model, not a curated record. The coding region runs from base 199 to 1170 and encodes 323 amino acids. The transcript has 10 exons. Lineage: Eukaryota; Viridiplantae; Streptophyta; Magnoliopsida; Lamiales; Lamiaceae. Gene Ontology annotation, cellular component: nucleus; histone acetyltransferase complex. Gene Ontology annotation, biological process: regulation of DNA-templated transcription; chromatin organization.